UUUUACCUGUCUCAGGUGUGUACCGGUAUAAACAAUUUGUCUAUUGCGAAGCAUGGCGGUGGACGAUGUAGACACUACCCUCCAUUGGGGAGAUAUAUUAGUGGUCAUUGGAUAUUUUAUAGCAGUCAUUAUUGUCGGUAUAUUGUCAUCAUGUCGGAACCGAGGAAGUGUGAAGGGAUAUUUCUUAGCAGGGCGAUCUAUGCAUUGGAUACCGGUUGGUGCCUCGUUAUUUGCCAGUAACAUUGGUAGCGGCCACUUUGUUGGUUUGGCAGGUUCCGGUGCUGCCAGUGGUAUAGGUAUUGCAGUGUUUGAAUUAAAUGCAAUAUUUAUUCUAAUGGUUCUAGGAUGGUUCUUUGUACCUGUUUACACAGCAGCUGGGGUGUUUACAAUGCCAGAAUAUUUGAAGAAAAGAUUUGGAGGACAAAGAAUCAGAGUCUAUCUCUCUGUUUUAGCACUGUUGCUAUAUGUUUUUACAAAGCUCUCGGCCGAUUUAUUCUCUGGAGCCAUUUUUAUAACCCAAUCUUUCAAGGAUUUGAAUCUCUAUGUUGCUGUUAUCAUCUUACUCGCAAUAUCGGCUGUGUUUACAAUAGCUGGUGGACUGACUGCUGUAAUAUGGACAGAUUUUAUUCAAGUUAUUAUUAUGAUCAUUGGAGCUUUCAUUAUGAUGAUUUUGAGUUUUAUUGAGGUUGGUGGUUACGAAGCUAUGAUCCAGAAAUAUUUCGCCUCUUUUCCUGACACUACGAUAAAUAACAUGGGGAAUUCUAGUUAUAAAUAUGCCAAAUGUGGAAUACCGCCAGAUAACGCCAUGCAUCUGUUUCGAUCAGCUGAGGAUGGAAGUUUACCAUGGCCAGGAAUAAUGUUCGGUUUGACAAUCUCUGCUGUAUGGUAUUGGUGUUCUGAUCAGGUAAUAGUACAGAGAGCACUAGCAGCAAAGAACUUGUCACAUGCAAAAGCUGGUACUAUUUUAGCUGGUUAUCUUAAGUUUUUGCCACUUUGGAUUAUGGUAUUUCCUGGCAUGAUUUCAAGAAUUUUAUACAGAGAUUCCGUUGGUUGUGCUGAUCCAGAUGUAUGUGAAGAGGCAUGUGGCUCUAGAGCCGGAUGCAGUAACAUUGCAUUCCCUAAAUUAGUGUUAGGGAUCAUGCCUACGGGAUUGAAAGGCCUUAUGUUAGCUGUAAUGAUGUCUGCCUUGAUCUCAUCACUGACGUCCAUAUUUAACAGCAGUAGUACUCUCUUUACUAUUGAUAUAUGGUUAAGGAUACGUAAACAGGCAUCAGACGUAGAACUUAUGAUUGUUGGAAGAUGUUGUGUAUUGAUCUUGGUAGUCGUUUCAAUUGUAUGGAUUCCAAUUAUUCAGAAUAUCUCAGAGCUUUUCCAUUAUAUUCAGGCAAUAACAAGCUUUUUAGCGCCACCAGUAUGUGCGAUUUACGUUCUCGCUGUUUUCUGGAAACGGACCAAUGAACAGGGUGCAUUUUGGGGACUUAUGAUAGGAUUAGUAGUUGGAUUAACUCGAUUCAUUUGGGAAUAUGCCUACACAGUCCCGCCAUGUGGUGAAGAAGCAGACGACAAUAGACCAGACAUCAUCAGCAAAGUUCAUUACCUUCACUUUGGUAUUAUUCUCUUUGGAAUUUGUUUUAUAGCAACAAUUAUCAUCAGCCUACUCACUAAACCUAUUCCAGAUAAACAUCUCCACCGCCUGACAUUUUGGAAUCGGUAUAGUACAGAAGAAAGAGAAGAUUUAGAUGCUGAACCAGAUAGGUCUAGUCACCAUGAAUCUAAACUGGAUCAAUUUGCGGAAGAAGAUUUUGAUUCUCUCCCAUGUUACACGAGGGCAUUCAGAUGGAUUUGUGGAAUUGAAAAAAUGGAACAAGAACCCCACUUGUCAGACGAAGAAAAGAAAGCAAUUGAAGCUAAACAAAACUCUAUCCAUGAAACAAAAACAUGGAGAUAUAUUCUUAAUAUAAAUGCUGUAGUUUUGAUGACAUUAGCAGUAUUUUUAUGGGGAUUCUAUGCAUAGAUUUUGACCAUAAAUAAGGUCAAUGGAAUGUAUUACAACACUGUUUGUAAAAAUGUUAUCACAUGUUACAAGUGUCAAGUGUCACAUAUCAUACCUUGGACAUACCUUGGAAAUAUAUAUGUUAAAUCAAGAGUAAAUAUAGAAAAUAUGUAUACAUGAAAGAAGCUGCUUUAUGGAUAGAUCUUUUGAAUUAUAUUAAGUAGAUUUUAUUUCAAUCAUACUGCAAUACUUUCAGCUUUUUUGACAAAUUUGUUAACAAUCAUUUCGAUAUAGAUGCCAAUGCAAGUGCAUAAUGCCAUUAUUAGGUUCAAUUUUAUUUCUGUUAAGGAAUUGGGAAAAACCUUCAGACACUCAAUAGGUCAUACACCGCUUAAAUGUUGUCAGUAACAGUCAGAUACAGGAAUCUGUAAUUAAUGUUUACUAUAUAUUUUAGGUUGACAGACUUCACGUUCCAUAUCACAUUUCAUGGAAAGCAAAAAUAUCAAUAAUGGUGUGCAAUUCAAAAUAUUCAAUAGCAAUACAAGUUCAGAGAUAGUGAUUUUCGUUUACAGCUUUCAUUUUAAAUAAUAUCUGUACUUGAAGUUGAAAUCAAAAUACGUUAUAAUCUGUAUCCAAUCCAAUGCUUUGUAUGUAGUUUGAUUUAUGUAUAACUAUCUUUUGUAGUAAACAAGUAUAAACUCAAACUAGUUGUCCUUUGUCUCAUCUUUUAUAAUG
Messenger RNA from Mytilus trossulus (common blue mussel), 2728 nucleotides. Its product is annotated as sodium/glucose cotransporter 4-like. Bases 53 to 2014 code for a protein of 653 amino acids. Gene Ontology annotation, molecular function: D-glucose:sodium symporter activity. The record is from RefSeq and is a predicted model, not a curated record. NCBI's taxonomy places the organism in Eukaryota, Metazoa, Mollusca, Bivalvia, Mytilida, Mytilidae. Gene Ontology annotation, cellular component: plasma membrane. The transcript is spliced from 14 exons. Gene Ontology annotation, biological process: transmembrane transport.